Molecule: messenger RNA, 2697 nt
Organism: Bombina bombina (fire-bellied toad)
Lineage: Eukaryota; Metazoa; Chordata; Amphibia; Anura; Bombinatoridae
Gene: HADHA
Product: hydroxyacyl-CoA dehydrogenase trifunctional multienzyme complex subunit alpha
Exons: 20
Coding region: 65-2338 (757 amino acids)
Biological process (GO): fatty acid beta-oxidation
Cellular component (GO): mitochondrion; mitochondrial fatty acid beta-oxidation multienzyme complex
Molecular function (GO): enoyl-CoA hydratase activity; long-chain (3S)-3-hydroxyacyl-CoA dehydrogenase (NAD+) activity; NAD+ binding
Source: RefSeq, a predicted model, not a curated record
CAGCCUAAACAGAGAGGCUAAAGCCCCCGCCCUCCCCGCUCCUGUCAGUGUCACCCCGGACAACAUGGCGGCCACUAGAAGCAUCGGAGCGCUGCUCAGACUCAGCAACUCAGGUUAUUCCUGCAGACACCUCUCCAUGUCAUCUGCCUUGUUUUCAAGGACCCACGUAAACUAUGAGGUCAAAGAUAACGUGGCUGUUGUGCGAUUCAACACCCCAAAUUCUAAGGUGAACACACUGUCUAAACAGCUACAGGAAGAGUUCAAUGAUGUUAUGAAUGAAGUCUGGGCUAACAAUUCCGUUGAAAGUGCCGUCCUCAUCUCCUCCAAACCAGGCUGCUUUAUUGCUGGGGCUGACAUCAAUAUGAUUGAGGCCUGUAAAACACCCCAGGAAGUACAACAUUUGUCUCGAGAAGGACAGAAAAUGUUUGCUAAGCUUGAGAAGUCACCAAAACCAAUAGUGGCCGCCAUCAACGGUUCUUGCCUGGGAGGAGGGCUCGAGCUGGCCAUCGCUUGCCAGUACAGAGUGGCUACCAAGGACAAGAAGACCGUGCUUGGGACCCCCGAGGUUCUGCUUGGGCUACUGCCAGGUGCAGGAGGUACUCAGAGGCUGCCCAAGAUGGUCGGUAUUCCCACAGCUUUUGAUAUGAUGUUGACAGGAAGAAAUAUCCGCGCUGGCAAAGCAAAGAAGAUGGGUUUAGUUGACCUUCUUGUGGAUCCGCUUGGUCCAGGAUUGAAAAGUCCUGAGGAACGAACCAUGGAGUACCUUGAAGAAGUGGCUGUGGACUGUGCAAAAGGAAUUGCCAACAAGAAGCUCUCAUUAAAGAAAGAGAAGGGGCUGGUCCAGAAGAUCACAGACUACGUCAUGUCAGUGGCAUUUGUUAGGGAACAGAUAUACAAAACUGUGGAGAAGAAAGUGCGGAAGCAAACAAAGGGUCUCUACCCAGCACCCCUCAAAAUUAUCGAGGUUGUAAAGACUGGCUUGGAACAGGGCCCAGAAGCGGGCUAUCUUACAGAGUCACAGAAAUUUGGAGACCUUGCGUUGACGAGCGAGUCAAAAGCAUUAACCGGUCUCUAUCAUGGACAAGUUCUGUGCAAAAAGAAUAAGUUUGGUCCUCCACAGAAGGAAGUUCAGAAGCUCGCUAUCCUUGGUGCUGGGCUUAUGGGAGCUGGCAUUGCUCAGGUCUCAGUGGACAAAGGUAUAAAGACUAUUCUGAAGGACACAACGGUGGAAGGCUUGGGAAGAGGUCAACAACAAGUAUUUAAAGGCUUAAACGACAAGGUGAGGAAGAGGACUCUGACAUCGUUUGAGCGCGACACCUUGACUAGUAAUCUGACUGGACAGCUGGAUUACAAGGGCUUUGAGACUGCAGAUAUGGUGAUUGAGGCUGUAUUCGAGGACAUCCGUAUUAAACACAAAGUGCUGCAGGAAGUGGAAGCGGUUGUCCCUCCUCACUGUAUCUUCGCAAGCAACACAUCUGCUCUUCCCAUUUCUCAGAUUGCUUCCGCCAGCAAGAGACCAGACAAGGUGGUCGGAAUGCACUAUUUCUCUCCAGUAGAUAAAAUGCAGUUACUGGAGAUUAUCACUACAGAUAAAACGUCCAAGGACACAGCUGCAUCAGCUGUAGCUGUUGGGCUCAAGCAGGGCAAGGUCAUCAUUGUAGUAAAGGAUGGACCUGGAUUCUAUACAACCAGGUGUCUGGGGCCCAUGAUGGCUGAGGUUGUUCGUGUACUCCAGGAAGGGGUAGAUCCCAAGAAGCUGGACGCCCUGUCCACUGGUUUUGGAUUUCCUGUUGGUGCUUCCACAUUGGCUGAUGAAGUUGGCAUUGAUGUGGCAGCUCAUGUGGCCGAGGAUCUAGGAAAAGCUUUUGGCGAGCGUUUUGGAGGUGGAAACAUUGAGCUGCUAAAAGCCAUGGUGGCCAAAGGUUAUUUGGGUCGUAAAUCCGGAAAGGGUUUCUAUGUGUAUCAGGCGGGCACAAAGAACAGGGCUGUGAACUCUGGGACAGAGGAGAUAUUGGAGAAGUUCAAGCUGCAGGCCAAGGCUGAAGUGUCUUCAGAUGAGGACAUCCAACUGCGCCUGGUGACCAGGUUUGUGAACGAGGCUGUAAUGUGCCUGCAGGAGGGCAUACUCAGUAACCCAGUAGAAGGCGACAUCGGGGCAGUCUUUGGUCUUGGUUUCCCACCAUGCCUUGGAGGUCCAUUUAGAUAUGCCGACUCGUAUGGAGCCAAGCGCAUAGUGGAGAGAAUGAGGAAGUAUGAAAAUGUGUAUGGAAGCCAGUUCACACCCUGCCAGCUGCUGAUUGACCAUGCCAAUGACCCCAGCAAGAAGUUUCACCACUAGAUGAUCUGCCCUAUGUUAUCAAGACCGCACUAAUAAUAAUUAGGGCCGACACAUGCAUGGUCCAUGGAGAUGAACAAAUGUAUGGAGGUUACCGUGCAGUAAUGCAGAAUGUACUAUCAUUAACAUUACAACUGAUCCAUACGUGCCUUAGUUCUAACUGGUCUUGUGUACCAGGUACAAGCCCUGUUGAAGCUUUUGUAUGACAUUUAUUUUGCACUUAAUGCCGUCCGAGAGACGUUCUAACUUCAGCGUCUGUACUGGCUGGGGCCCAACCUGUGGAAACCAGUCUAAUCCAUGCUCCAGCAGUGCAUUCAUUCCUUAGCAAUGUGGAUAAUGUCAAUAAAACAUUCUUGUUUUCA